Hordeum vulgare subsp. vulgare (domesticated barley) is the source of this 1621-nucleotide messenger RNA. RefSeq names its product ethylene-responsive transcription factor ERN1-like. Gene Ontology annotation, biological process: regulation of DNA-templated transcription. NCBI's taxonomy places the organism in Eukaryota, Viridiplantae, Streptophyta, Magnoliopsida, Poales, Poaceae. Gene Ontology annotation, molecular function: DNA binding; DNA-binding transcription factor activity. Bases 231 to 1376 code for a protein of 381 amino acids. The record is from RefSeq and is a predicted model, not a curated record. The transcript has a single exon.
CUUGACAGACUCCAGCUUAUAAAUACCCCAACACGGCGAAUCCUCAAAUGUAGCAGCCUCGCACCUAUACUAGCGAACCACAUCAGCAGAUCGACAACCAGGAACCAGGAAACAGGAGCCAGCAAACCUUAAUUUUUCCUACAUGGCGAUGAAGCGCAGGUUGUCCCCCACCCACAGAGGCUGACCUCGCCUCGGACGACCACCACCAGCCCGACACCGCCAGCGUCACAAUGGCGACAGGGUCCGAACCAUGGGCGGCGACGGUCGGCGCCGUGGCGGCUGCACAGCGGGCUCGGAAGCGCUUCGUGGGCGUGCGGCAGCGGCCGUCCGGGCGGUGGGUGGCCGAGAUCAAGGACACCAUCCAGAAGAUCCGGGUGUGGCUCGGCACCUUCGACACCGCUGAGGAGGCGGCCCGCGCCUACGACGAGGCCGCGUGCCUCCUCCGCGGCGCCAACACCCGCACCAACUUCUGGCCCAGCACAGCCACCUCGGACGGCGGGGCAGGGUUGACGGAGAACCAUGGCCACCUCCACCACCACACGCCGCCGCCAUCGGCUCUCCCCUCCAAGGUCACCAACCUCCUCCGCCGCCGCCUCAAGAGAGCGCGCAGCAUCAGCGACGAACACCACAUCAGUGCAAGUGCCACUGCACAAGAAGCACUUGGGCAGCAGCAGCAGCGGCAAGAGCAAGAACAAGAGGAGUACGGUGCCAGCAGCUUCCAAGUCGACGACUUCUUCAGCUACGACUCCAACGUCGACGAGCAUGGCGUCGUGAAAUACGAGGAGGACUCCCCCCACUGCUCUCGACACGCGGAGGAUGAAGAAGACGAUGUGUCCGAGGAGGAGGAAGCGCCUUUGGACUUUGGGUUCAUGGACGCGCAUCCGCCUCCACCCGGGCACGUCGGCGACGCGGGGCUUUUCUCACCGUUCGAGAUGAUGGCGGCGGUGGAGGGGGAGACAGAGACGACGGAGUACGGCGGCGGCGGCGGCGAGAACUCGGCGGCAAUCCACGAGGUGACGAAGAGAAUGAAGUACGAACGGAAGAUCUCUGCCUCGCUCUACGCGCUCAGCGGCGUGUCCGAGUGCCUUCGCCUGCGCCUAGGCAACUCCGGCGCCGGCGGUCACGAGCUGGCGCUCUCCGGUCUGAGGGAUGCGUGCAUGAAGAAGCGGCAGGAACAAAAUCAAGAAGCAGUGGUAGAUCGCGUUGAGGGCCGGGGCCACGAGGAAAGCUCAAGCAGCAACAGCAGCUCGUCGUCCGACGUAGCGAGCUGUCCGCCGGAGGCGGGGACGAUCUCGUCGCCGAGCGCCGAUGACGUCGACAGCGACGUGGUGAUGUGGAGCUCCCUUCAUCUGGCUCCCAUCUGCUUCAUGUCAUGAUUUCUUCCCCACAAAUUAAUUCCUGAAAAUUUCCCAUGUGUUUUUAAGCGUUGCACUCCGUGAUGAUUUAAAAUCACUACGAAUGGUAUUUCUUAAUAUUUUUUCCACGUGACUGAACAGUUUAGCAUUUGCUGCCCGAGCCCUAAAAUCUUGUGAAAGCCAAACUGGAAAACUGUCACUUCUGAAAUGAGAAAGGGCUGUCAAUUUGACAGUCGAUUGGUUCCCAGUUCGGUGUUAAUUAACAA